AAUAUCGUCACUAUUUUGGCGCGAUUAAAAAAAAAUUUAAAACAACAUCACAAGACACAACGUCGUACAGCAACAAUAAAUACUGAUCCAAACUUAAUAGCCUACAAUCAUACCAGAAUCGAGAAAAACAGUAAGGUGAAUGAG
Messenger RNA from Racocetra persica, 144 nucleotides. The record is from the annotation of a GenBank genome assembly. NCBI's taxonomy places the organism in Eukaryota, Fungi, Glomeromycota, Glomeromycetes, Diversisporales, Gigasporaceae.